Esox lucius (northern pike) is the source of this 2643-nucleotide messenger RNA. RefSeq lists its product as uncharacterized. The transcript is spliced from 2 exons. NCBI's taxonomy places the organism in Eukaryota, Metazoa, Chordata, Actinopteri, Esociformes, Esocidae. The record is from RefSeq and is a predicted model, not a curated record. Bases 843 to 2069 code for a protein of 408 amino acids.
UCAAAUCAGAAGUUCAAAUAGAAGUAUUAAUUGUAUGUAUAUUACAGGUGGAGUGUAUAGAUGUGUGGGUAAAAUUGUCGUUGUGUUAUUCUAGAUGUGCAGUCAAGGCAAAGGAGUAAGGUGACGAUUAACCAGGAUGCAGAGAUAACAGCAAUAAGGUCCCUGAGGUAGACAUGUAUAUGUAACAACUGUAAAAAGGCAAGUAUGAUGGCAAUUCUAGAUAUGCAAUGAGGCAAACUGAAUGUGCAACUGAAAUGCAGGGAUAGCAGCAGUGAGGUUUCAGAGGUAGACAUGUACCUGUAACAUCUGAAAACUUCCAUUAUCAGACUGCAAGGCAGUGUCAGAGUUAUACAAAUGGAGUAGUGCAACAAAAUCAGGGCAGGGCAGAGUGUAAAGCUGUGGAGAGGAUGUCCUCUGUAGACCUGUUCGACCGGUAGGCAAACUGGUAGGGAUCCAGUGUUGGGGGAGGCAGGACUACGGUCAUUCUAAACACUUCCUGAUUGUGGGGGUGAGUGCGGCAGGUGGGAUGUUAUUCAGGCUGGAUGCAGUCGACUGCUUCGGCACUGGUACAAUGGUUGCAGUCUUGAAGCAUGUGAGGACAACCGCCUGGGCCAGUGACCGGUUGAAAAUGUCAGUAAACACCUCAGCCAGCUGCCCAGCACAUGCUCUGAGCACACGCCCGGGGACGCCAUCAGGACCAUUGUGUGAUUCACCCUGCUCAUUGCAGAUGACACAUCUACUGUGGAUAGUCUGAGGGGGGGGUGUCUUGAGGGAGUUCAGCUUUAAUGGCUGGCUCUUUGUUGUUCCUGUCGAAGCGAGCAUAGAACCUGUUUAGCCUCUCGAUGUUUAGCCUGUCCGAUAUACUGCGUUGUCAGUCCGAUAUACUGCGUUGUCAGUCCGAUAUACUGCGUUGUCAGUCCGAUAUACUGCGUUGUCAGUCCGAUAUACUGCGUUGUCAGUCCGAUAUACUGCGUUGUCAGUCCGAUAUACUGCUGUGUCAGUCCGAUAUACUGCUGUGUCAGUCCGAUAUACUGCUGUGUCAGUCCGAUAUACUGCUGUGUCAGUCCGAUAUACUGCUGUGUCAGUCCGAUAUACUGCUGUGUCAGUCCGAUAUACUGCUGUGUCAGUCCGAUAAACUCCGUUGUCAGUCCGAUAUACUGCUGUGUCAGUCCGAUAUACUGCUGUGUCAGUCCGAUAUACUGCUGUGUCAGUCCGAUAUACUGCUGUGUCAGUCCGAUAUACUGCUGUGUCAGUCCGAUAUACUCUGUUGUCAGUCCGAUAAACUCCGUUGUCAGUCCGAUAAACUCCGUUGUCAGUCCGAUAAACUCCGUUGUCAGUCCGAUAAACUCCGUUGUCAGUCCGAUAUACUGCUGUUUCAGUCCGAUAUACUGCUGUUUCAGUCCGAUAUACUGCUGUUUCAGUCCGAUAUACUGCUGUUUCAGUCCGAUAUACUGCUGUGUCAGUCCGAUAUACUGCUGUGUCAGUCCGAUAUACUGCUGUGUCAGUCCGAUAUACUGCUGUGUCAGUCCGAUAUACUGCUGUGUCAGUCCGAUAUACUGCUGUGUCAGUCCGAUAUACUCUGUUGUCAGUCCGAUAAACUCCGUUGUCAGUCCGAUAAACUCCGUUGUCAGUCCGAUAAACUCCGUUGUCAGUCCGAUAUACUGCUGUGUCAGUCCGAUAUACUGCUGUGUCAGUCCGAUAUACUGCUGUGUCAGUCCGAUAUACUGCUGUGUCAGUCCGAUAUACUGCUGUGUCAGUCCGAUAUACUGCUGUGUCAGUCCGAUAUACUGCGUUGUCAGUCCGAUAUACUGCUGUGUCAGUCCGAUAUACUGCUGUGUCAGUCCGAUAUACUGCUGUUUCAGUCCGAUAUACUGCUGUGUCAGUCCGAUAUCAUGCGUUGUCAGUCCGAUAUACUGCUGUGUCAGUCUGAUAUAUUGCAGAUCAAGGUCAUAGGUUUAAAAAAUCCCACCUUUACAUGGCAAGGUAAUACAUUCUCUUAUUAUAAUAUUUUAAUACCUGUCCAGUCCUCUCAUAUACACACGUGGAUGUUUCGUUCCUACUGGAGUUGAAUGUGUGUGCCUGUUAAAUUACCCUAAUUAGGGCUGCACAAUUUGGAUAAAAUAUUGAAUCGCUAUUUCUUUGACAAAAAUUGCAAUUAUGGUUGAUUUGUGGGUCGCUCACUCGCUCAAUUACUCACUCACGCACGCACUAAGAGACAUUUGGUCUUCUUGGCCGGCUCCGCUUACACGGCCCAGGAAAAAUGGAGGUCAUAGCCCACAUAGUGUGCUAUUAUACUGAAUAAAAAUCUAGUUACUGUUCAGUGUUUUUGAAAGAUUUUAUACAACUACCAAAUUGAAGGUGAAGCAUGUGUCAAAACGUAACUAUUAAUUUAAUUACUCAUUUAAUACAAUGGUAUUGGUGCAGUUGCCAUAGCUAGUUUGGCAAAACCCCUCAACCUUUGAGGUACAUUUUGUUGCGCUUCAUGCAAGUUGUCUUUCACCUUUUUGGAGCUGAAAAUGGUGUAGGUUGGUGAUUUGGAUAUUGAACAUGUCAAUAUCACAAUGACAAUUAUAAUUGGAUUAAUCGUGCAGCCCUAGCCCUAAUGCAUUGACAUGUCAAGGGUCAGUGUGGACGCCAGGAGAC